Molecule: messenger RNA, 5788 nt
Organism: Echinops telfairi (small Madagascar hedgehog)
Lineage: Eukaryota; Metazoa; Chordata; Mammalia; Afrosoricida; Tenrecidae
Gene: COL11A2
Product: collagen type XI alpha 2 chain
Exons: 66
Coding region: 1-5214 (1737 amino acids)
Molecular function (GO): extracellular matrix structural constituent
Source: RefSeq, a predicted model, not a curated record
AUGGAGCGGGGCAGCCGCUGCCACCGCCUCCUGCAGCUCGUCUUGCUGGUGCUGGGGUUGAGCACAGCCCCAGCCUGGGCAGGUGCUGCCCGUGUGGAUGUGCUCCGGGCCUUGAGGUUCCCCUCUCUCCCUGAUGGGGUCCGAAGGACAAGAGGCAUCUGUCCAGCUGAUGUGGCCUACCGAAUUUCCCGCCCCGCCCAGCUCAGCGCCCCCACCCGGCAGCUCUUCCCAGGAGGUGUCCCCAAAGAUUUCUCUCUGCUGGCGGUUGUCCGGACCCGACCUGGCCUCCAGGCUCCGUUGCUGACACUCUACAGUGCCCAGGGCAUCCGGCAGCUGGGCCUGGAGCUCGGCCAACCUCUCCGCUUCCUGUAUGAGGACCAGACGGGGCGGCCUCGACCCCUAGCUCAACCGGUCUUCCGAGGCAUCAACCUGGCAGAUGGCAAGUGGCACCAUGUGGCUGUGGCCGUGAAGGGCCAAUCUGUCACUGUCAUUGCUGAUUGCAAAAAGCGGGUCACCCGGCCCCUACCCCGAAGUGCCCGCCCUGUGCUGGACACCAGUGGAGUGAUCAUCUUUGGUGCGCGGAUCCUGGACGAGGAGGUCUUUGAGGGUGACCUCCAGGAACUCGUCCUUGCUCCUGGGGUUCGAGCUGCCUAUGAAUCCUGUGAGCAGAAGGAGCAGGAGUGUGAAGGGGGCCCGAGGGACAGACCUCAGAACCAGCAGCCUCACAGAGCCCAGAGAUCCCCAAAGAAGCACCCAUCCAAACUUCAUAGGCCGCAGAACCAGGAGCCCCAGCGCCAGCCCACUGAGUUGCUCUACUAUGACUACGAGCCCCCCUAUUACGAUGAGAUGACUCCGGGGACGACCCCUGAUUAUCAGGACCCCAUCCCGGUGGAAGAAGGAGGAAUGCUGGAAACAAGCCCUUUUCCAUCCCCGGAGGAGGCGCAGACCGAUCUCCAGGUGCCCCCCACAGCUGACAGGCUCCAGGCAGAGGAAUAUGGGGAGGGUGGCACAGACGCCCCUGAGGGGCCCUACGAGGAGUACACCUAUGGCUAUGGGGAUGAUUACCGGGAGGAGACCGAGCUCGGCCCUGCCCUCUCUGCGGAGACAGCCCACUCGGGAGCCGCUGCCCAUGGACCCCGAGGGCUGAAGGGAGAGAAAGGGGAGCCUGCUAUGAUGGAGCCUGGGAUGCUGGUGGAGGGGCCACCGGGCCCAGAAGGCCCUGCAGGACUGACGGGUCCCCCUGGCGUCCAGGGGAACCCAGGCCCAGUUGGAGACCCUGGCGAGAGGGGCCCCCCCGGCCGAGCAGGGCUCCCCGGAUCAGAUGGGGCCCCCGGUCCUCCUGGCACCUCGCUCAUGCUCCCAUUCCGCUUUGGCAGUAGUGCCGGGGACAAAGGCCCGGUGGUGGCAGCCCAGGAGGCUCAGGCCCAGGCAAUCCUGCAGCAGGCUCGGCUGGCGCUCCGGGGUCCCCCUGGCCCCAUGGGGUACACAGGCCGCCCUGGACCCUUGGGACACCCUGGAAGUCCUGGCCUAAAGGGAGAAUCUGGAGACCUGGGGCCUCAGGGCCCGAGAGGACCCCAGGGCCUCACAGGACCUCCUGGAAAAGCCGGCCGGAGAGGCCGGGCCGGGGCUGACGGAGCCCGAGGGAUGCCAGGAGAAACUGGAGUGAAGGGUGACCGAGGUUUUGAUGGACUCCCAGGACUGCCUGGGGAGAAAGGAUAUAGGGGGGAGACUGGUACCCAGGGCCUCGCUGGGCCCCCGGGCGAGGAUGGAGAGCGGGGAGACGAUGGGGAGAUUGGACCUCGGGGGCUGCCUGGAGAGUCGGGACCUCGAGGUCUCCUUGGCCCCAAGGGCCCCCCUGGUGUUCCUGGACCCCCGGGAGUCCGAGGCAUGGAUGGCCCCCACGGUCCCAAAGGGAGCUUGGGACCUCAGGGAGAACCAGGACCUCCUGGGCAACAGGGGACCCCCGGGACCCAGGGGCUCCCUGGGCCUCAAGGUGCCAUUGGCCCCCACGGAGAGAAGGGUCCUCGAGGGAAACCCGGGUUGCCUGGCAUGCCUGGCGCAGACGGACUGCCCGGCCACCCUGGGAAGGAAGGUCCUUCAGGAACGAAAGGAAACCAGGGGCCGUCUGGACCUCAGGGUCCUCUAGGCUACCCAGGACCUCGAGGGGUCAAGGGCGUGGAUGGAAUUCGGGGUCUGAAGGGUCAUAAGGGUGAAAAGGGCGAGGAUGGCUUUCCUGGGUUCAAAGGUGACAUGGGCGUGAAAGGUGACAGGGGUGAGGUGGGAGCUCCUGGUUCCAGGGGAGAGGACGGCCCUGAGGGCCCAAAGGGACGCAUUGGACCCAACGGGGACCCUGGCCCCACCGGGCUGCUGGGCGAGAAGGGCAAGCUGGGCGUUCCCGGUCUGCCAGGCUACCCUGGACGCCAGGGCCCCAAGGGAUCUCUGGGGUUCCCUGGGUUUCCGGGAGCCAGUGGAGAGAAGGGAGCCCGGGGCCUGUCGGGAAAAUCAGGGCCGCGGGGAGAACGGGGCCCCACGGGCCCACGGGGUCAGCGGGGCCCCCGAGGAGCCACCGGAAAGUCCGGAGCAAAGGGCACAUCAGGCGGCGAUGGCCCCCACGGGCCUGCUGGAGAGAGGGGUCUUCCCGGACCUCAGGGUCCCAAUGGAUUUCCUGGCCCGAAAGGACCUCCGGGUCCCUCUGGGAAGGACGGCCUGCCAGGACACCCGGGCCAGAGAGGAGAAGUGGGUUUCCAAGGGAAGACCGGCCCCCCUGGGCCCCCAGGGGUGGUGGGGCCUCAGGGAGCAGCAGGAGAAAGUGGGCCCAUGGGGGAGAGAGGCCACCCAGGCCCACCAGGACCCCCUGGAGAGCAGGGACUGCCUGGGACAUCUGGAAAGGAAGGGACCAAGGGAGACCCUGGUCCCCCUGGGGCCCCAGGGAAGGAUGGUCCUGCAGGCCUGAGGGGAUUCCCAGGAGAGAGAGGCCUCCCGGGCACUGCCGGUGGAUCUGGUUUGAAGGGGAAUGAAGGUCCGGCCGGCCCUCCUGGUCCUGCAGGAUCUCCUGGGGAGCGAGGGGGAGCAGGAUCUGGGGGACCCAUUGGUCCCCCAGGACGCCCAGGACCACAAGGUCCCCCUGGAGCAGCAGGAGAGAAAGGUGUCCCGGGUGAGAAGGGGCCCAUGGGCCCCACUGGUCGUGAUGGAGUCCAGGGCCCUGUGGGGCUUCCCGGUCCUGCUGGACCUCCAGGCGUGGCUGGAGAGGAUGGAGACAAGGGUGAGGUGGGAGACCCUGGACAGAAGGGCAUCAAGGGGAACAAGGGUGAACAUGGCCCUCCUGGACCUCCUGGGCCUAUUGGCUCUGUGGGGCAGCCUGGCACAGCGGGAGCAGAUGGGGAGCCUGGAGCCCGAGGCCCUCAGGGUCACUUUGGAGCCAAAGGUGACGAAGGAACCAGAGGAUUUAAUGGGCCGCCAGGACCGAUUGGCCUCCAGGGUUUGCCCGGCCCCUCUGGCGAGAAGGGGGAAACAGGAGAUGGGGGUCCCAUGGGACCGCCUGGCCCCCCAGGACCUCGAGGCCCCGCUGGACCCAACGGAGCGGAUGGUCCGCAAGGCCCUCCAGGAGGUGUUGGGAACCUGGGACCCCCUGGAGAGAAGGGGGAGCCGGGAGAGUCUGGAUCUCCAGGGGUCCAGGGGGAGCCUGGUGUCAAGGGCCCACGCGGGGACCGUGGGGAGAAAGGAGAGUCUGGACAGCCUGGGGAGGCGGGACCACCGGGGCCUAAAGGCCCCACAGGCGACGACGGUCCCAAAGGAAACCCUGGUCCUGUUGGUUUCCCUGGUGACCCUGGCCCCCCUGGAGAAGGUGGUCCUCGGGGUCAAGAUGGCAACAAAGGUGACCGCGGGGAAGAUGGAGAGCCAGGACAGCCUGGAUCCCCUGGCCCCACGGGGGAGAAUGGACCCCCUGGACCACUAGGGAAGCGGGGCCCUGCCGGCACGCCUGGGCCUGAGGGACGGCAAGGAGGGAAGGGAGCCAAGGGGGACCCUGGAGCAGUGGGUGCCCCAGGGAAGACGGGCCCUGUGGGUCCUGCAGGCCCUGCUGGAAAGCCUGGCCCUGACGGUCUGAGGGGACUUCCGGGAUCAGUGGGUCAGCAAGGCCGCCCCGGGACCACGGGCCAAGCUGGGCCUCCAGGCCCCGUGGGACCACCGGGGCUUCCUGGCCUCCGAGGAGACGGCGGAGCCAAGGGAGAGAAGGGUCACCCGGGCCUCAUUGGACUGAUCGGCCCUCCUGGCGAGCAGGGCGAGAAGGGUGACCGGGGGCUUCCUGGCCCUCAGGGCGCCCAUGGACAGAAGGGAGAGACGGGUAUCCCGGGAGCGUCGGGCCCCAUUGGUCCUGGAGGGCCCCCCGGCCUCCCUGGACCUGCUGGCCCCAAAGGAGCCAAAGGAGCCACAGGCCCCGGGGGACCCAAGGGAGAGAAGGGCGUCCAGGGCCCUCCAGGACACCCAGGCCCGCCGGGCGAGGUGAUCCAGCCCCUGCCCAUCCAGAUGCCCAAGAAGACUCGGCGCUCGGUGGAUGGAAGCCGCCUGAUGCAGGAGGACCAGGCCGCACCGACCGGGGGCGCCCCGGGCAGCCCUGGGGGGCUAGAGGAGAUCUUCGGCUCUCUUGACUCCUUAAAGGAUGAGAUCGAGCAGAUGAGGCGGCCCACGGGGACCCAGGACAGCCCCGCCCGCACCUGCCAGGACUUGAAGCUGUGCCACCCCGAGCUGCCCGAUGGAGAGUACUGGGUUGACCCCAACCAAGGAUGCGCUCGGGACGCCUUCCGGGUUUUCUGCAACUUUACAGCAGGAGGAGAAACCUGCGUGACGCCCAGGGAUGAUGUCACACAGUUCUCCUAUGUGGACUCCGAGGGCUCCCUGGUGGGUGUGGUCCAGCUCACCUUCCUGCGUCUGCUCAGCGUCUGGGCCCACCAGGACGUGUCCUACCCCUGCUCUCGGGGGCCCAGGAAUGACCCCCUGAAGCUCCGUGGGGCCAACGAGGAUGAGCUGAGCCCAGAGACCAGUCCCUACGUCAAGGAACUCAGAGACGGCUGUCAGGUGCAGCAAGGCCGGACAGUGCUGGAGGUGCGGACGCCCGUCCUGGACCAGCUGCCGGUGCUGGAUGCCUCCUUCUCCGACCUGGGGGCACCCGCACGGCGGGGAGGGGUGCUGCUGGGACCCGUCUGCUUCAUGGGCUAGGACCUUGUCGACCUGACCCUGUCCAUCGGAACCAGGCCCACCUGGAAUCCCACAGCAUCAGCCACGUGCCACCUCCCAAGAGAGCCUCUCACCGUCUAAGAGGCUGUGGGCCAGGCACUGAGAGCCCCCCUGCCAGGGGCAGCCCCGGGGAGGGGUGAAGUGGGACUUGGGACCCCUGGGGGGAUGAGGGGUGGCACCUGGGGCUCUUGGCCCUCCCAUCUGGUGCCUGUGACUUGUCAGAGAGCUGAGACCCUUAUUUAAAACUCACUUCCCAACCCCGCUAAACACGUGGGCGAGAAGAGAAAGGACACUGUGUAUUUUGUAUUUAAAAUGAAUUAUAUUAAUUAUUUAAAGAGCGGAAAAUGAAAUAACAAAAGAGAUAAGAGAAAUGCCAAUAAACAGCAGCGGAUGCUGGAGACAAGGCUGUCCAGGGGUGAGUCCCAGGCACCCCAUCCAUGCCUCAGGGCCUUCCUCAGUGACCGUGCGGGCGAGUCUGGGCUGAGCCCACCCCCAGGGACCACAGCACCUGUAGCACCCACUGUGAACCUUGGAAUAUAUGGCCUCCUUUGCCUCA